AUGACCUUGAUGGGUGCGGUUCUCACGACGUUGGUGGCGCUGCCGAUUCUGGGGCUGGUCUCCAUCCCGCUGAUUAUAUCGGCGUGGAUCACCAUCUCGUUAGCACUGAUCACCUUGCUCGUGCGAUUUUCUGUGGUCUACUUGGAAGUCGGAUACGGUCUCGUCGUUAGCUUCUUUACGAUCCCAACAUCAAGCUCGUCAUUCUUGCCGUUUGCUGCAUCCGAACCUGUUACACCCGCUGCAGGGAACUCGAGACGUAACUCGGCGCAUGGCCUGAUCCAAUCCAGAAAAAACAAUGACGAUUCUCUAUUGUCUGGGGCAUUCACCGCGAUCCAUGAUGAUCCCACGAGACACAAGAAGAAAUCCUAUGCACGGAGUAUGAUCGAGGCACAUCACUUGCCGAAUACGCAGUUCCUAGGCUUACCAGUGAGCGGUGAUGAGCGUCGAGACUUUGAAGGCGUGGGCGGUUGGCGCUCAUACCGGAAUCCAUCGCAUAUUUCGAGGCCUCGUACAUCUCAUUCAGCGCACGAGAAGACCUUCAGCUCCCCAUCCUCUUCAUCUGCACAUAGCAUCAACGGCGAGGUUGAAGUGGAGAAUGAUGUCGACGCCGAUGAACUUGCAUGGCUAUCAUUAAACUAUCGCCUGGAACUACCAUCACAGGUUGUCACGCUAGGAGCCGGAUCAAAUGCAGCUUCUGCCAUAAACAGCCCGUCCAACGUGGAUUUCGAUACCCAUAAUGGGGGUAGUUUCCAAGCGUUGGCUUCUUCAACACCUGCUCGUUUUCACCAGACCAACACCCAAAACCAACACCAACACCGUCCAGGCCAGCGACAUCACCAUCGAUCCCAUACCACCUCAGCCCUCACAACCUUUGAGCGCCGCACAGGAGGUGGUCUCUCUAUCGCCCUCUCAACUCGACCAGACCAAACGAGUCGUGCAUUAUCCCCUUCAGCCUCUCGAGUCGCACCAUUCAUGACUCCACAGCCAUACUCGCCAGUGCAAACCCGCCCAUCCACACGGAUGCUGCCGGUCAGCAAUGGGACACAUUCAAACGCAUAUCUCUCCAGCUCGGCCGACGGUGCAAGCUCCGGAUUCCUUGCAAGCAGUGGUGGGAGCUUCGGAUCUGGAAGUGGUGGUUACUUUGCACUGCAGCGGCCGGGGAAUGGAAAUGGGAGUCAUUACAUGCCUCCGCUCUCGGCGAUAGACACGCCUAGUGGGAGUGGGUGUACGACCCCCGGAACGGGCGUGUCGAAUGAAGAUCGAGACGCCUCGUCGCUUGGGUUCACGCGGUUGAUGGCUCAUUAUCCUACCAGUGUGAGACAUCGGAGACGGAGUAUUGCUGGUCCUCACUCGAGAGUUGGCACUAUUGGUGAACAUACUGAGUGA
Molecule: messenger RNA, 1386 nt
Organism: Penicillium cataractarum
Lineage: Eukaryota; Fungi; Ascomycota; Eurotiomycetes; Eurotiales; Aspergillaceae
Exons: 1
Coding region: 1-1386 (461 amino acids)
Source: RefSeq, a predicted model, not a curated record